ACUAUUAUUGUCCUCCCUAUAACCAACUCUCCGGAGGCCGGUUUUAGUCCCAAAAGCUCUCUUCUCUUCACUGUCUCUUUUAUUGCUUUCUCUUUCUCUUCUCUCAUUUUGUCAAACAAACAAACAAACAGACAAACAACCUUCUCAUCUUAUUAGACGACUCAGUCUUUGAACACUACUAUUCAUCUUCAGUUAUAUUGCAUUAUUAAUUGCCUCAUUUAUCUGUUGAAACCAAAGCUUAUUAGCAUAUAUGGUUAUAUUAAACUGUAGGUCCUUAUCUUCAACCUCCACUUAUACCCAGAUCAGAAAUUUCCUUUUUCAAACCCUUAGAUUUCAGUUUCACAUUCUUUCUUGUCCAUUAAAAGCAUUUUCUUCAAUUUCUAAUACAUUGUUUCCAUUUUCAUGGUGUACAUAGUCUUGGUUAGAUUUUCUUUCAUCUGGAUAACUAUUCUUGACAUGAUUAAAAAUUUCUUUCUCUUUUAUUUUAAUUCUUGUAAUUAAUUUUAUUAUUAGAGUUUUAAAAUGUUUUUCUUGUUUUCUUGAGUAUCUGUCAAUACAUUAUUAGUUUUCUUGGUUUCUUGAAAAUUUUUCUCAAGAAAUUAACUACGAGAGCUUGAAUGUUUUCUUGAAAAGUUUUCAAGAAAUUGUUAGAGUUUUGAGAGUUUUUUUCUCCUCCCAAGAAUUCGGUGCUUUCUUGAAGGGUUAUCAAGAAACUAUUAGAGUUUGAUUGUUUUUCCAAUUUUCUUGAAAAUUUUUCUAGAAAUGGCAGUAGAACUCUGUUCAGAUAAUAAUUCUACUGGAAUUAGUCCAAGAAUUUCAUUUUCUCAUGAUUUAUGCUUAUCAGACAUUGUUCCUGUAGAACGACACCCUCUACGAUCAAACUCAUCAUUAGGAAGCAUUGAUUUCGAUUUCUGUGUUCGUAAAAGCUUUGAUCAAGAAUCAUCUUCAGCAGACGAGCUUUUCUCUAAUGGAAAGAUUCUUGCAACAGAAAUCAAGAAAAAGACCAAACAAAACAAUCUUCCCUCACACCAUCCACACCCCGAAGGCGAAGAAACUUCAAGUAAUGAUAAUAACAACAGUUUAAAGAAAGAAAAGAAAGUUGGAAGUGAAGAAGGAGAAGAGAAUAUUAUUAAGCAAAGCAAUAGUAGUAGUAAUAAUAAUUCAAAGUCAUUUUGGCGGUUUAAAAGAAGUAGUAGUUUGAAUUGUGUAAGUGGUUAUGGAAGAAGUUUAUGUCCUUUGCCACUAUUAUCAAGAAGUAAUUCUACAGGGUCUACUGCACCUACUGGUGUCAAAAGGGUACCAUUAUCGAAGGACAAUUCUUCUAAUCACAAGCACAAUAAACAAGCAUUAUUCUUGAAGCCACAGUCAUCAUCAACCAGUCAUCAAAAGCCUCCAUUGAAGAAGAAUUAUGGAUCUUAUGGCAAUGGAAGUGUUCGUGUUAAUCCUGUGUUGAAUGUUAAUCCUGUGCUGAAUGUUCCAUCUGGGAAUUUAUUUGGGUUAGGUUCAAUCUUUGGGAAAGAGAAGAACCACAAGAAGAAGUGAUUGAAUAAUCAUUUGCUCUAGUAAAAGAAAAAUUAGGUCUUCAAUUUGCAGAUUUAAAUUUAUUAGCCUAAAUUUGAUUAUUUGUGGGUUUCUUUAAUUACUUUUAAGAAGUUUUGUUAAUUUUCUUGAUUUUAUUAUUUACCCUACAUGAGUUAUACUGAGGAGGGAAAAAAGAAAGUAAAGAGAAAGAGUGAGUUUGAAGACAAAGAGACAUUGAAAGGUGGAUAGAUGAAUGGAUGGAGGGACCUGGCGAUAAUAUAAUUUCAAGGCACAUGCUUUGAAGCACAAAAUGACAGGUAACAAUUGCUUUCAAGGUUGUCUUUUUCUGUAUCUUUGCCUUUCGAUGAUAUAUGUAUCUUAAUUAAUUUUCUCACACAUGGUGAUAUAUAUAUCUGGUGUACAUAAUUUUGAUUUUCUUUUUUCUCAGUGUUUCACUUUAUACAAUCUUAAAAAGAUUGAGGGUAUUGGCUAAUACGUGGGAUGUUUCGCUAUUUUCUCUGAUUUGGAUUGAAUAUGAUUUGAUAGAUGUUUUAUAUA
Jatropha curcas is the source of this 2079-nucleotide messenger RNA. Its product is annotated as membrane-associated kinase regulator. NCBI's taxonomy places the organism in Eukaryota, Viridiplantae, Streptophyta, Magnoliopsida, Malpighiales, Euphorbiaceae. The record is from RefSeq and is a predicted model, not a curated record.